AUGUUCGAUUUCGAUGACCAUCCUGCUUUCAGACAUUAUCGUAAGAUAAAUGUCACGAUUCAAGAGCUUCUUGAUAGAAGUGUACCAUUCACAACGCGUCGUUGGGCUGCAUUUGGAGUACUUCUUUUCACUUUUUUAGUACGGAUUUUCGUGGCCCAAGGAUGGUACAUUGUGUGUUAUGCUUUAGGAAUAUCGCUCCUUAACAUGUUCUUAGCAUUUUUAACACCAAAGUUCGAUCCUUCUUUAGAGCAAGAGCUGAUGUCGUCGUCUCUCGAAGAAGGAGGGGAAGAACCUCGUGAGCAGGAUGAUGAAUUCAGACCAUUUAUCAGACGCUUACCUGAGUUCAAGUUUUGGUUGAAUGCAACAAUGUUAACAUUUGCGUCAUUGGUUGCUACAUUCUUCUCCAUUUUUGAUAUUCCUGUUUUUUGGCCAAUUUUGCUCGUAUACUUUAUCAUUUUGUUUGUCUUAACCAUGAGAAGACAGAUCCAGCAUAUGAUCAAGUACAAAUAUGUGCCCCUCGACUUGGGAAAAGCAAAGUAUGGGAGCUAA
Clavispora lusitaniae ATCC 42720 is the source of this 549-nucleotide messenger RNA. RefSeq names its product protein retreival receptor (gene RER1). NCBI's taxonomy places the organism in Eukaryota, Fungi, Ascomycota, Pichiomycetes, Serinales, Metschnikowiaceae. The record is from RefSeq and is a predicted model, not a curated record. Gene Ontology annotation, cellular component: Golgi membrane. Gene Ontology annotation, biological process: retrograde vesicle-mediated transport, Golgi to endoplasmic reticulum; protein retention in ER lumen.